This is a messenger RNA of Dinoponera quadriceps, 2313 nucleotides long. Its product is annotated as E3 ubiquitin-protein ligase RNF34. Bases 426 to 1553 code for a protein of 375 amino acids. The transcript is spliced from 7 exons. Gene Ontology annotation, cellular component: plasma membrane; cytoplasm. Gene Ontology annotation, molecular function: metal ion binding; ubiquitin protein ligase activity. Gene Ontology annotation, biological process: protein K48-linked ubiquitination; proteasome-mediated ubiquitin-dependent protein catabolic process; negative regulation of extrinsic apoptotic signaling pathway via death domain receptors. Lineage: Eukaryota; Metazoa; Arthropoda; Insecta; Hymenoptera; Formicidae. The record is from RefSeq and is a predicted model, not a curated record.
UGAAAAUAUUCUAGCUGUAACAACGGCAUUAGUGUAAACACGCCACCAAUUCGGAAUUGAGGAUAAAAAUUGAAAUUCAACGAAUCCUGAUCUCUUCGAGCCGAUUGAGCCGAGUUCCAGUUUUCAAUGGACGAUCCUGAGCGAUGAUAUGAUACCGACUUAACAACGGCAAGAGAUGCACCGUAGCGGAUACAAAGUUCCCGCAGAAUUCAAUCACAUGUUACGUUAUCCGGUCAUCGCGCUAUGACAGCCAAGAUAUAUCGCGGCCUCCUGAUUCGCAUGAUAAUUAAAUACGAGUUAUCACGAGAAGAGGCGACGGUAUAUCACGGCAUUCCUUCGACGCAACGCUUUGUGUUUUCCCCGGCUCCGCCAUACUGCACCGAUAACACUGAUGAUAUCGAUUUAAAAAGGUUACAACUCCUAUUAUGUCGCCUCUACGACGCCGACAAACGAGCAGCGUCAGCAAUCCCAGUGAGAUGGCUUGCGAAGCGUGUAGUACCAAGUUCAAUUUGUUUAAGAGGAAAAAACAAUGUAUGGAUUGUCUGAGGUACUUUUGUUCUGAAUGCGUGAUCAAACGUUUGGACAAAGUGUUUACCUGCGACAGUUGCAGUAUAUUAUCCAGAAGACCCCUUGUGAGAAACCAAAUUAGACAAAUGCGUUCCAGAGACUUGCGGCAAUAUCUUGUGGCAAAAAAGGUUUCCAUCAAGGGAUGUGUUGAAAAAGAAGAUUUGGUGCAUGUACUAAUGCUUUUUGCUAAUGGAACUGACCCUUGCUUGAGUACCGACUAUAGUACAAAUGUCAGCUCACAAAAUACUACCAGGGAACCACUGUCCAGAGUCGACUUUUCCUUAAACAGAACAGAAGAUAUGCCAAACGUCAGUACCGAAAGUGAGGUGACGCAUGAUGACACGCGGGCACAAGCGAAUCCCCCAAGCGAUCCCAUGGGAAACGAAGACGUCGAAAUCGCGGAAGAAGUAACCGAAAGUGACAGUAGUCCGAUCAUUAGUGUGCCACUUAGUACUGAUGAAUCGCCUAGCGAGGGCCCGACGAGAAAUAAUAAUGUCGAAAUAGAGGAAGUAUUUGAGUGUGAUAGCAGUGCGACCGAUGCGGCGCCGGAGCCGAUAAUUACCGAACAGGAUGACAUUUCUGAAACUUCAAACGUGGUACAAUCAGACAUGGUCACGGAAAUUCCUACGUGGUCAGACAAAGUGCAACUAUCGGAUAUAAAGGAAGCGUCGGAACUAGAGUAUCUAAGUGUUAAACAAUUAAAAAGUCUGUUGAGCACAAAUCGUGUAGAUUACAAAGGCUGCAUAGAGAGGCAAGAACUAUUUAACAGAGUGUCCAGAUUGUGGCAGGAAUACAAGCAGUCUAGGAAGGACGUGGAGGGACUGAGCGAAGAAGAGAUAUGUAAAAUUUGUUGGGACGCACCGAUCGAGUGUGUAAUCUUGGAAUGCGGACAUAUGGCUUGCUGUAUUAAUUGCGGUAAACAAAUGUCCGAGUGUCCGAUAUGCAAACAGUACGUCGUCCGUGUUGUACGAUUCUUCAAAGCUUGAUGAGCCAACGAUUAGAGCGAAGCAAGGAUGGCUAAUCUUAAACUCACAUAAAGUCAGACACGCUUUCAUCUGUUAUUAUUGUCACCAAGGUUAAUAAUACUGAUGAGGUCAAUAAGGUUAAGAUUAAUAUCGACAUUUUCUAAGGGUAGAUCGAUCCUGACGCGUGUAAUUCGAAAUAUAAAGAAAAUUGAUGUACGGAAAGAUAUCAAGUUGUGAUAAAAUUUUGUGGCUAGACAAGCGUAUCAACGUAUAUCGAUGAAAGAUAGCAUACAUCUAUAUCAAGUUCAGAUGCGGGCCUUACAACAAAUGAUAAAUUCCAAGUUUCGGUUCCAGAUAACUGGCUCUGCAGAAUUUCUCGCCACUUUUAAAAACAUAGUUCUAUAUGUUUAAAAAAAUAUUUAUUUAGAAACAAACGUCCCUCCGGCACACUGUGCUCUGUAUAUUAAUUAGAUGUUGUAUAUCGUAAUGAACUUUUAAAAUAUCAAUGAAGAAUAUAAAGUUUUUAUGUCACGGAGCUGUACGUCAUCCUCUGAUGCUUCUACCUGCUGUGAUCAUUCGUGUGAAAUAUCGUAUUUGCAAAAUCGAUUAUUUUUAUGAAUAAAUUUUUCAACGAAACAAAUGUUCAUGGUAGUUAGGUUACUUCUUUGAGAAAGCAUCAACGAUGUCACGCAUGUGUGAUGGUUGUAGACAAUAAUGUCAAAGGAAGCGGAAAAUCAAAACUGACUAUUUUAACCGGUCAAAUAUAUAAUAUUGAAAUAAU